Messenger RNA from Mytilus californianus (California mussel), 1908 nucleotides. RefSeq lists its product as uncharacterized. The record is from RefSeq and is a predicted model, not a curated record. Bases 82 to 1908 code for a protein of 608 amino acids. NCBI's taxonomy places the organism in Eukaryota, Metazoa, Mollusca, Bivalvia, Mytilida, Mytilidae. The transcript has 2 exons.
GCUAAUGAUGAUGAUGAUGAUGAUGAUGAUGAUGAUGAUGAUGAUGAUGAUGAUGAUGAUGAUGAUGAGAGUGACAAAGAAAUGAACAUAUCAUGGGAAGUGAAUUCCAACAUUGAAAACAUUUCAGACUCUGAUAUUUCUAGUGACGAUCAAGAGGAUGCAAGUGUAACUGGCCGUGCAUUUAUACAACUGGAGAUUUUGCAGAAAAAAAUUAACCAGGCUGCUGUAUGUAGUACUUGCAAAACUGGAGAAUUAAAUGUCAUUGAUACAAGUGAAAACAACAAAAGUGGACUAUGCUUGAAAUUAGCAUUGACAUGUAAUGAGUGUAAUUCAAAUACAGUGUUUGAUACUGACGGAAAGGGAAACUUUGAAUAUAGUAAAAUACACAAUGUGAACCGUCUUUCAGUUUUAGCAAUGCGCAUGAUGGGCAAAUCUAGAAAUGCACUUCUAAAAUUCUGUUCCAUACUUGAUCUACCAAGUCCAGUAAAUUAUGGACCCUACAAAAAGCAUACGGAGACGUGGAAAGAAAUUGCCACUGAAAUAAUUGAGGAAAAUCUGUCUGAAGCAGCUGAGGAAAUUCAGCAAUUGAAAAGAAAGUCCGGUUGGGAUGGAAAUGGAGAUUGUAAAUGUUCCGUUUCUGUAGAUGGAUCAUGGGCACAUGUCGGAUAUAGUUCUAGAUUUGGCUUUGUAAGCGUUAUUUCUGUUGACACAGGAAAGGUGUUAGAUUAUGUGACAUUAUCAAAUGAAUGCAAGUCAUGUAAGAAAUGGGAAAGAGAAGGAAAAACUCACACUAGGGAUUUUUUGCAAUGGUUUGUUGAACACGAGAAAGAUUGCACAUUGAACCAUGAUGGAUCAGCUAAGACAAUGGAGGCACAAGGUGCUGUAAUACUUUUCCGGCGCUCAGUAGAAAAGCACAGUCUUCAAUAUACAACAUAUGUCGGUGAUGGUGACAGUUCAGCCUAUGGAAAUGUAGUAGAUUCUAGACCGUAUGGCCCUAACAUAAUAAUUGCAAAAGAGGACUGUGUUGGACAUAUACAAGGGCGAAUGGGCAAACACCUUAGGCGGCUAGUUGAUCAGUAUAAAGGAAGAAAACUUGAAGAUGGAAAGCAACUUACAGGCAAAGGUCGACUUACAAACAAAUUGAUGAACAGUUUCCAAACCUUUUACGGGAUGGCAAUAAGAAACAACAAGGGUAAUGUAAAUGCAAUGAGACAAAAUGUAAUGGCUAUAUUAUUUCAUUAUGCCAGCACAGGAGAAACUCCUAUGCAUCACUUUUGUCCUGAAGGAGAUACUUCUUGGUGUAAAUGGCAAGUUGACAAAAACCGUGGAUCAUCAACCUACCGACCACUCAAAAAUCCAUUAUCUGAAGUUGUAGUCCAAAUACUAAAACCAGUUUUCGAAAAACUGUCUGAUGAAAAACUGCUUUCCGGCGCUGAGAAAUGUUUGACUCAAAAUCAAAAUGAAUCACUUCAUCAUGUUAUUUGGAGCUAUUUGCCAAAAGGAGAAUAUCAUAGUGCAGGGGAAAUUCAGCUUGGUACAGCACUAGCCGUGGGACAUUUCAAUAGUGGUAUGGAAAAUUUUAAUACUAAACUUUUUGAAAAGGCAAAUAUCAGUGUAGGGGACAAUAAUAAGCGGUUGUGGAUUAACAUUGAUUCUUCCAGAAUUCGACAUUCUUUGUACAAAGCAAGUGAGAAGGGAAAGAAACGGAGAAAACAAUUGAAAGCUAUGGAAGCACAACACCAAGAUACACUCCAAUAUGAUGACAGUUAUGCCAAAGACAAGUACUAUAAAUCUAGUACUUCAGACAAUCCAAGUGAAAAGGGGAAGAGACAGCCUAAAUGCAAAACAUGUGGAAAACCCAUGAAAGGCCACAAAAAACAAACUCGCCAAAGAAAUCAAAUUCAAUGA